This is a messenger RNA of Mastomys coucha (southern multimammate mouse), 1373 nucleotides long. It is a transcript of the gene Zfyve21, whose product is annotated as zinc finger FYVE-type containing 21. The transcript has 8 exons. Gene Ontology annotation, molecular function: metal ion binding. The record is from RefSeq and is a predicted model, not a curated record. The coding region runs from base 60 to 821 and encodes 253 amino acids. Lineage: Eukaryota; Metazoa; Chordata; Mammalia; Rodentia; Muridae.
GGGGCGGUGCCCUGUGUGGGCUCAGCGCGGGCGGUGGCGUGAGGGGCUCAGGCGGAGACAUGUCCUCGGGGGUGGCCGCGCGUCGCGACGCCAAGAAGCUCGUGCGCUCGCCAAGUGGCCUGCGCAUGGUGCCGGAGCACCGCGCCUUCGGAAGCCCGUUCGGCUUGGAGGAGCCGCAGUGGGUUCCAGACAAGGAGUGUCCAAGAUGUAUGCAGUGUGAUGCCAAGUUUGAUUUUAUCACCAGAAAGCAUCAUUGCCGCCGCUGUGGGAAAUGCUUCUGCGACAGGUGUUGCAGCCAGAAGGUGCCACUUCGGCGCAUGUGCUUCGUCGACCCAGUGCGCCAGUGUGCUGACUGUGCCCUGGUGUCCCACCGUGAGGCUGAGUUUUAUGACAAGCAGCUGAAGGUGCUCCUAAGUGGAGCUACCUUCCUUGUUAGUUUUGGGGACUCGAAGAAGCCUGAGACCAUGGUCUGUCGUCUUUCCAACAACCAGAGAUGCUUGGUUCUGGAUGGAGACAGCCAUCAUGAAAUCGAGAUUGCACAUGUCUGUACUGUCCAGAUUCUCACAGAAGGCUUCACUCCUGGAGUAGAAAAAGACAUUCCCACUUACACCAGCCUCCUGGGGAGCCUGCUUGCCUCUGAAGCAGGCAGCACCCGAGCCACCGGCAUGCUCCUGCAGUACACAGUGCCAGGGGCAGAGGCUGCAACACAGCUGAGACUUAUGGCUGGAGAGGAUGCAAGCGGCAGCAAGAGGCAGGCAGCAGCGUGGCUGGCAGCCAUGCACAAGGCUACCAAGCUCCUCUAUGAAUCACGAGACCAGUAACUGAAGGGAACAGAGCUCGGAGCAUGUCGGGUUACAAAGUCCAAGCUGCUUGCCCCGCCUGUGCACUCGGGUCUUCCCUGUGUGCUUGGAAACACAAUUUAAGUGUCUGGAAGCAGAGUACUCACUUACCUAGUGCAAUAUGUACACCGCUGAUUAAUGCUUUAAAGAGUUUGUUGUCGUGCAUUGUUGGUACUUCAGUAGGGUUGGGAGAAGCUGCACUACAGUACGUUAAACCAGGUUUCCGUAAACUUCCAGGUUCGUUAGAGACUUUUGGCUCUGCUCCCACAGAAACAUUCGGUGGUGACCACUCAGGCCCCUGGUUUAGCACUGGGCCCUUCCGUUCUCAAUAGCCCAUUCACAAUGCCUUAGCCUGUUUCUAGACUCUGUUCACUCUGUCACUAACCGGGGCGAUGAACAGUCCUUUUGUUAUGUCUCUAAGGGGAAGGCAUCAGCUUUCUGUUUUCUACUUUCACUCACUAUUUCACUUUAUUAAGAUGACUGUACAGUAAUUUGUAUAUAGAGUGUAUGAUUAAAACUUACUUUGAAAGUAUA